Molecule: messenger RNA, 1413 nt
Organism: Metschnikowia bicuspidata var. bicuspidata NRRL YB-4993
Lineage: Eukaryota; Fungi; Ascomycota; Pichiomycetes; Serinales; Metschnikowiaceae
Exons: 1
Coding region: 337-1038 (233 amino acids)
Source: RefSeq, a predicted model, not a curated record
GAAACUCAGCAUGCAGGUGGCAGUCACUGUGGCUUCAUUCUUGAUUGGCGGCGUGCUUGCCGUGGAAAUACAUAACGACACCUUUGAAGCGAACUUGGUCCCAAAAGUCUUAGAUGAUUUAAUCAUUGGAGAACAAAAAUAUUAUACGAUAGUCAACAACCCUUCUUUUUUAACGAUGGCUACCUUUUCUUAGUCAACUCAAAUAGUGAGGAAUCUGUCACAAGGAUAGACAGUUCUUUAUUGAAUUACGGAAAAAUAGUGUUCGAUUCCUCACUGAAUGACGCCAAAUCUUCUUACCUCAUUAAUGUUGUAAAUGGCUUCGCUAACCGUGCUGAAAUGUAUUUCGGGACUUCAGGGUCCGAUAAAAGACAUGUGCCAUUCGUCAUUUUGUCUAGGUUUAUGUGGGAGAACAGUGGCUUAAUGGUAUUUCGGUCAGAUUCUACACGAUCAGGUCUUAUUAUGAGACGUGAGGCCUAUCCUGGCGAGGGAAUCAAUCCGACAAUCACAAACAAUGGAUUGAUAUGUCUUUACAAGACUCUGUGGUAUACCAAAUCAGAUAUUAUUGGAUCAGGCGGUAUCUUUGUGGGAGCUGACGCAUUUUUAACCUUAGAAUUCGAGUCAGGAGAACGAAUAUUUUCCAUUUCGGAAAAUCAAACUAUCUUUUUGGAAGCUCAUAGUUCACACUUAAGAGUUUACGGACUGGGCACUUCUCCUUCAACCAUCAAAGUCCGGAGCUUCGGUAUGGAAAAUCUUAUUGAAUUUUAUGUUGGUGAUGCUGAAGCACAACACACAUAUUUCCCAGAAACGGGAAAACUAACUUUUAACGUCUCAGACCAGUCUCAAAUUGAAUUUGAUAUUGGUAAGGGGUACCAGCCGAAGUGGUUCCAAAUUUCGAAAGCAGGAAAUUUUAUGAAUAUGAGAUACACGGGCUCACCAGGUAUGUAUUCUCAUAACAUAUCUGGAUAUCAAUGUGAUUCUAAGUUUCCUCAAGCGCCAGUAUCAAUUUUUGCUUCGUCUUCGUCCGCCAUUGAAUCUUAGCCUAUGUACCUCCACUAGCUUCAUUUAUAUCGACAUUCAUAUUGGGCAUGUUUUGUGUUUUUGCCCGUUGUUGUCUUCCUACUAUAUGUUGCAUAUGAUUUUUUACCAACUUUUUUGUGAAGUUUCUCAUUAUGUGUAGAGCGUGCAUAACGUAUUCCACAAUUCUGCUAGCAAUCAUCUCCUCUGGAAAUGAACCAUCAACUUGAAAGAGAGCGUGUCGAAUCAUCUAUUCCCCUACCUGACACUAUUUACGCAAUCAAUUCAGAAUUUAUAAGCAGACAAGACUGCCAAAAGAGCUAUUUGCUUGAAAGUUCAGCUCUUAGUGGGCGAUAGAGCAAGAUACAAAAACAAACGAGUUUGGUGAUCAAGAGAUUU